This is a messenger RNA of Hordeum vulgare subsp. vulgare (domesticated barley), 1121 nucleotides long. RefSeq names its product ASC1-like protein 1. The record is from RefSeq and is a predicted model, not a curated record. Gene Ontology annotation, cellular component: endoplasmic reticulum; membrane. The annotation marks the transcript as partial. Gene Ontology annotation, biological process: ceramide biosynthetic process. NCBI's taxonomy places the organism in Eukaryota, Viridiplantae, Streptophyta, Magnoliopsida, Poales, Poaceae. Gene Ontology annotation, molecular function: sphingosine N-acyltransferase activity. The transcript has 5 exons.
UCGCAGGUGUUAGCAAGACGACUUAUAUUUGGAAAGGGACAUGCCAAGCUUGGUGAAACAGAUGAAAGGAGAAAGAAAAUCAAUAAAUUUAAGGAAUCGGCAUGGAAAUUUGUUUAUUAUCUUUCUGCAGAAUUGUUUUCACUAUCUGUAACAUACAAUGAAUCAUGGUUUACAAACACAAGAUACUUUUGGGUAGGGCCUGGCGAGCAGCUCUGGCCUGACCAAAAGAUGAAGCUGAAGCUUAAGGCUGUGUACAUGUAUGCCGCUGGAUUUUACGUAUAUUCUAUCUUUGAUCUUCUGUUCUGGGAAACAAGACGCAAGGACUUUGGAGUCAUGAUGUCUCACCAUGUGGCAACUGUUGUUCUGAUCGUUGUGUCCUAUAUUUGCAGAUUAUCUCGUCCUGGCUCUGUCAUUUUACCCCUCCAUGAUGCAAGUGAUAUAUUCCUAGAGAUCGGAAAGAUGGCCAAAUACAGUAGCUGUGAAUGGCUAGUUGUUGUAGCAUUUCUACUUUUUGUGGCUUCCUGGAUCCUUCUUCGGCUAAUAGUUUUUCCUUUCUGGAUCCUAAGAAGCACAAGUUAUGAAAUAGCUAUGAUCGUGGACAAGGAGAACAAAAAAAUCUACAGAACCUCAUACUACUAUCUUUUCAACACUCUCUUGUUUUCACUUCUCGUCUUUCACAUAUAUUGGUGGGUACUGAUUUACCGGAUGCUUGUCAAACAAAUUCAGUCCAGAGGUCAUGUUGGCGAGGAUGUUCGAUCCGAUUCUGAAGGCGAAAAUGACCAUGAAGAUUAAGCUGCAGGUUGUUGGAUGCUUAACUGAAGAACUGUAUAGUUCGCAGUUGGAAAUGAGAAUGGUGCAAGCGGGUUGUAUAAAGAAUGAGAAUGUCAAGGAGGAACUAGUUAGCAUAUCCAUUAGGAGGAAAUUCAGGCACAAAAUGAAAACUGAGAAGGCAAAAAUCUCGGUGCUACUGGAACAAGCCUCCUUGAUGUAUCUUUUAUGUAAAUUGAAUAUAUGAGGCUCUUGAGGCAAAUCUUACAUCGUGAUAUUAAUCUCCAUAUGUAUGUGAAGAUGUCUUUUCAGAAAUACCGAAUCUCCAAGUUAUAAAAACUCUCUUUUACAUA